This is a messenger RNA of Erythranthe guttata (spotted monkey flower), 1711 nucleotides long. RefSeq names its product thylakoidal ascorbate peroxidase (gene TAPX). The record is from RefSeq and is a predicted model, not a curated record. Gene Ontology annotation, molecular function: heme binding; peroxidase activity. Gene Ontology annotation, biological process: response to reactive oxygen species; hydrogen peroxide catabolic process; cellular response to oxidative stress. NCBI's taxonomy places the organism in Eukaryota, Viridiplantae, Streptophyta, Magnoliopsida, Lamiales, Phrymaceae.
AAUGUUUCUUAUAGAAACUUGAUAGAAUUGGAGGAAAAUGUAACAGGAGAGGCUCCGCUGAGUUACGACCCUCCACGCGCACCCCACAAAUCCGAAACUAAAGGAAACAAAUUGCCAAUGACUGAUCGUCUGUCAACCACUGCAGCAGCCAUGGUUUCCAUUUCCGCCGCCGCCACCAACUCAGCCGCCACACGCCUCAUCCCUUCCGUCGCCGUCUCCGCCUUCACCACCAGACUCUCCUCCCGCACCACACUCUCCCUCACCUCCCUCCGCUCGUCCCCUCUCAUCUCCCGCCUCUUCCUUCCCCAGGAAACCUCCGUGCGGCGAUUUUCGAGUGGGAGAAUUGGUUAUUCGACGGCGUCGUCGCCUAAAUGUGCGGCAUCGGACCCCGAGCAGCUGAAGGGUGCGCGCGAGGAUAUAAAAGAGCUUCUUAAGUCUACGUUCUGUCACCCUAUUCUGGUCCGUCUGGGUUGGCACGAUGCUGGUACGUAUAACAAGAACAUUGAGGAGUGGCCACAAAGGGGUGGGGCCAAUGGAAGUUUAAGAUUUGAAAUAGAACUGAAACAUGGAGCAAAUGCUGGGCUUGUGAAUGCUCUUAAACUUCUUCAGCCCAUCAAGGAGAAGUACUCUAGUGUCACCUAUGCAGACUUGUUUCAAUUGGCUAGUGCUACUGCUAUAGAGGAAGCCGGGGGUCCCAAAAUUCCUAUGAAGUAUGGAAGAGUAGAUGUAUCUGAACCUGAACAAUGUCCAGAAGAAGGAAGGCUCCCAGAUGCUGGCCCUCCUUCUCCCGCUUCUCAUUUACGUGAUGUCUUCAAUCGGAUGGGACUGGAUGAUAAGGAAAUAGUUGCUCUUUCCGGUGCACAUACUCUCGGAAGGUCAAGGCCGGAUCGUAGUGGAUGGGGCAAACCUGAAACCAAAUACACGAAAGAUGGACCUGGGGCUCCUGGAGGCCAAUCGUGGACAGUGCAGUGGCUGAAAUUUGAUAAUUCCUACUUUAAGGAUAUUAAAGAAAAAAAAGAUGAGGAUCUGCUAGUUUUACCUACAGAUGCUGUUCUGUUUGACGAUCCAGCAUUUAAGGAAUACGCAGAGAAAUAUGCUGUGGAUGUAGAUGCAUUUUUCAAAGAUUAUGCUGAAGCUCAUGCUAAGCUUAGCAGUAUUGGAGCUAAAUUUGAUCCACCUGAGGGUUUCUCGUUAGAUGACAUUCCCGCAAAAGGUCAGCCAGAGAAAUUUGUGGCAGCCAAGUACUCAACGGGAAAGGACUAAAACUGAAUGCAAGUAUCUUCUUUUUCGUGUGGUGUUAGUUAAAAAAUAACCCAAGAUAUUCUAAAACAUGGAAGUUUUUAAUGAAACGGUAAGAAUAAAAUUCAAUCGAGUGUUGAUUUGAAUUGCAGACAGAACUAUCGGAUUCUAUGAAACAAAAGAUUAGAGCAGAGUAUGAAGGAUUCGGUGGAAGUCCAGAUAAGCCUCUCCAAUCAAACUAUUUCCUUAAUAUCAUUAUCGUUAUUGCUGUUUUGGCUUUUGUGACAUCUUUCGUUAUGAACUAAUACAGUUUUGGUAUUAAAAAACCAUUUAUUUUUUCUUGUUAAAAAGAAGAAAGCUUAAGCCCUCAUACAUAAUCAUACACGAAUGAUACAUGAUACAUGUACCUUUAAGCUAUUUGCUUAGUGCUGAUUCAACUUGGGAUCGACUAUGUGAUAAAUAUUCUUUGGUA